Molecule: messenger RNA, 1239 nt
Organism: Knipowitschia caucasica
Lineage: Eukaryota; Metazoa; Chordata; Actinopteri; Gobiiformes; Gobiidae
Source: the annotation of a GenBank genome assembly
AUGGUGGUGGGUCUACAUUGGGGGUGGUGGGUCUACAUUGGGGGUGGUGGGUCUGCAUUGGGGGUGGUGAGUCUGCAUUGGGGGUUGUGCGUCUGCAUUGGGGGUUGUGCGUCUGCAUUGGGGGUGGUGGGUCUGCAUUGGGGGUGGUGGGUCUGCAUUGGGGGUUGUGCGUCUGCAUUGGGGGUUGUGCUCUGCAUUGGGGGUGGUGAGUCUACAUUGGGGGUUGUGCGUCUGCAUUGGGGGUUGUGCGUCUGCAUUGGGGGUGGUGGGUCUGCAUUGGGGGUUGUGCGUCUGCAUUGGGGGUUGUGCGUCUGCAUUGGGGGUGGUGGGUCUGCAUUGGGGGUGGUGGGUCUGCAUUGGGGGUGGUGGGUCUGCAUUGGGGGUGGUGGGUCUGCAUUGGGGGUGGUGGGUCUGCAUUGGGGGUUGUGCGUCUGCAUUGGGGGUGGUGAGUCUGCAUUGGGGGUGGUGAGUCUACAUUGGGGGUUGUGCGUCUGCAUUGGGGGUUGUGCGUCUGCAUUGGGGGUUGUGCGUCUGCAUUGGGGGUUGUGCGUCUGCAUUGGGGGUUGUGCGUCUGCAUUGGGGGUGGUGGGUCUGCAUUGGGGGUGGUGGGUCUACAUUGGGGGUGGUGAGUCUGCAUUGGGAGUGGUGAGUCUGCAUUGGGGGUGGUGGGUCUACAUUGGGGGUGGUGGGUCUGCAUUGGGGGUUGUGCGUCUGAAUUGGGGGUGGUGGGUCGGCAUUGGGGGUUGUGCGUCUGCAUUGGGGGUGGUGGGUCUGCAUUGGGGGUGGUGGGUCUGCAUUGGGGGUGGUGGGUCUGCAUUGGGGGUUGUGCGUCUGCAUUGGGGGUUGUGCGUCUGCAUUGGGGGUGGUGAGUCUGCAUUGGGGGUUGUGCGUCUGCAUUGGGGGUUGUGCGUCUGCAUUGGGGGUUGUGCGUCUGCAUUGGGAGUGGUGGGUCUGCAUUGGGGGUUGUGCGUCUGCAUUGGGGGUUGUGCGUCUGCAUUGGGGGUUGUGCGUCUGCAUUGGGGGUGGUGGGUCUGCAUUGGGGGUUGUGCGUCUGCAUUGGGGGUGGUGGGUCGGCAUUGGGGGUGGUGGGUCUACAUUGGGGGUUGUGCGUCUGCAUUGGGGGUUGUGCGUCUGCAUUGGGGGUUGUGCGUCUGCAUUGGGGGUGGUGAGCUGAGAGUUGAAGAAACUUACCAAAAUUAUCUCCACAGAAGUAUUCAUAUUUUUUUCCUCCGUCUUUAG